Molecule: messenger RNA, 1229 nt
Organism: Diuraphis noxia (Russian wheat aphid)
Lineage: Eukaryota; Metazoa; Arthropoda; Insecta; Hemiptera; Aphididae
Source: RefSeq, a predicted model, not a curated record
UACACAUCAGUAUCCAUUGAGAAGUUCGAUAAUAUACACAACACAGCGACUACAGUAAUCAUACAUUCAUACAGAAUGAUGAUCCAAGUAUUUUCAAUUCUUUUGGUGAUCAUAUCCGGCAUCCUUUGCAGUGGGACGCAACAAGGAAUAUCCAGUACUCAAACUGGCCAGACAUUGCAAGUUCAGCCCAAUGUCAGAAAGUACAAUAAACACACUGCUACGGAAAAACCUUGUACCACCGCAGGCUCGCCGACGGGCACGCGUAAGGACAAACCGGACAACUAUUCGGACGCACAGGACUACGUGCCCAUAGGCGGCGUGGCGGGUCCCGGAUAUCCGUAUCCAUACCCGUACCCUUACCAACCAUUGGGCCCUUACCAACCAGUCAGUCCUUAUCUGCCACCGGGUGGCCCGAUUUUAGUGCCAAGCGGCAACCCGUACCGGCCGUUGCAGUACCCGUUCGAACCGCAAUACCCAGUGGACGGGGCACCACCACCACCGUACAAUUACGCACCCUACUACCCUGCAGGGCCACAGUACGUCACAGCGCCACCACCGUACUAUCCCGCCGCACAGCAACCGUUUUACGAACAGCAAGCGACUGUCGUAGACGCAUACCGCUCGCCGUUAUAUCCACCGCAGCCGGCUGACCAGUCGCAGAUUUUUAGACAGCCCACCGCCGCUGGAGGCUUACCGCCGUACUUCUCGUCGCCACACUUCAGAGCCCAUGCGUACAACAGACAACCACCGUUUCUCCAGCAACGGGACACCUCAGGUGCGCCAUAUUUUCAGCAACGGGACGCACCAUUUCUUCAGCAACGAGACGCCGCAGCUGUCCCUGCUACUCCCGCUGCCGCCACCACGACCACCAAUGCCGAAUCGCAAUACGAACAACAACAAUCCGGACAGUUCGACACCAACCAGUUUCAUUACUAACGCCACCGAUCGUAUCAAAAACAUUUAUUACCUGAUGUCUACUGCAAUGACACCGUACAUACACCGAUUUAGAUAAACGGCAUAUAAUGUAUAUCUAUAAUAAAUUUCAGUGCAUUAUAUUAUUUGUUUCCUGAGCCAAUAAUAUAUUCUAUUUUAUUGGUAUCAAAAUAUUUUUGUGAGUUUUAUUCCACUGCGUUUAAUAUCAUUGGAUAUUUACUAAUGGGUAGUGUCGUAAUGAUAUUUUAUUAACUGUGUGUUUUACAUAAAAUCUUUUUUUCAAUAAAUUUGCAAUC